CCUUAGAACGUUCCUGGACCAAUCACACGACGGGGGGCGGGGCCUGCCUAGUUUUUCCUUGUAGUUAGGGGAUUUCAAAGCUGUGCUGCUGGUUUCCUGGGUGAGCGGUGUUUGACCAUGACUAUGAAGGACCUGGACCCUUCCGUGGUACUUCCCUUGUGUAUAACAUGUUUGCUUGUCUCUUCUGUGACUCUGGAAAUUUUUUACGUCAUGCACCGAGAUGCAGGGAGUAGUUACUGGCCCCUGUUAAUUCUGUCCUUCUACCUAUUAUUUAAUGUUGUGGGGAACAUGUGGAAAUUUGUCCGAAGCAACCCCACAAUUAAAGGAGUCUUCCUGGAGCAUGGCAAUGUGGGGCAAGGCUGGGUGUAUUGCUAUACAUGCCAGACGCAUGUUCCCCCAAGAUGUAAUCAUUGCUACAACUGCAAUGUCUGUGUCCUUCGACGUGACCAUCACUGCGCUCUUCUUGGACAGUGUGUAGGGCAUUCAAACUAUCGCUAUUUUUUUUGUACCCUGUUUCAUGGCUGGUUGGCUCUGCUUCUUGCGACCGUUCUUAAUGCUGAGAUAUUUAUGGAACUACUUAAUGAAGGCAUCAGCUUCCACAGCUUUUUCCUGCUUCUGAUGCCUUGGAUGAUGCUAGUCACAGGUCAAGUCACUCCGUCAACCUUCAUUUUUGCAUUUGUGGCCGACACUUGUGUUGUGGGCUUUCUCUUCUGUUUUGCUUUUCUCAUCUUACAUUGUUCUCUUCUAUAUUCUGGAGCUACAACCAAAGAAUGGUUUGGUGGUCAUGCACGUGCUUAUGACCAUGGCUGGAAGACAAAUGUCAGAAACUUUUUGGGAGAGCGGUGGUACCUUAUCUGGGUUUCUCCUUGGAUAGAAUCACAGUUAAUUGGUGAUGGAAUUCAUUUUACAGCUAGAAACAUUGUUCAACCCAAGUCAUCUCAUCUUUAACUGUCAUGUAUGGGAUAACAAGAAAUCCCAUUUAUAAAAUGAUUUUGAUUGAAAAUCCGCAGCUGAGACCUUGUCUUUGGGACAUCCAUUAGACAGCUGUAUAUAAGUUAAAUAUUGUUUCACAUGUACAGAAAUAUGGUACUCUAUUGUGUGUUUGUGUGCAUACAUACUAUAAAUAAGGAGUCAACUUUUUAUAUAAUCCUUCCAAAGAAUGUCUUAGUACAUGCCUUCCAAACAGAAAACACAUUUCAAUUAUAUUUAGAUAGAUAUUUGGCACUUUGAAUUGAAAGAGGCUAUUCAGUCUGCUUGGUAAAACCUUUUGAUCAACACAGUUGCACAUUAUCACAAUGAUUUUUUAUUUUUUUAUUUUUAUAUUUCCAAGCAGAGAUGACUAAUAUAACAUCUGUCAUUGAAAGGAACACUCCACGCACCCUGAUCAUUGCAGCUCAAAUGGUUUGACAACUUAUCUGGAGUUUGCCUACGCCAUAUCUGCAUUCCUUGGAGCUGAAAACUCCUGCAAAAAGCUUCAUAUAGCUCUCCUAAAGCUAAACCCUGCCAUACAAGGCAUCAGCUGGAAGCUCUCAGCCAAUGAGUGCGGCCUUGCACCACUGGGAAGAAACUUCCAACCUCAGAGGAAGCAGUAGCAAUUUCUUAGCAGACUCCAGGCAUGUUGGCAAAAUUUUAUUGCGGGACAUUGCCCAAAUUAAAAAAAAAUAUAUAUAUAUAUGUCACUAUUUAGCAAGUGUACCCCUAGUGAAAAUAUGUAAACACAAAGCGGAAACGGAUAGUGAAGUAUGUAAAAAAAAAAUACAGUAAGGUGAGUGUAAAUAAAAUUAUAUGCAUUCACACUUUAUAGGAGUUUAGGUACAGCUCCAACGUCUAAGUUACCCUAACUUUUUUUUUUCCUUUUUUUUUUUUAAUUUGGUGUAUAUUUAAAAACAACUUUCAAAAGAUACAGAUCUCAUGUCUUCAGCCUUCUGC
Molecule: messenger RNA, 1929 nt
Organism: Pelobates fuscus (common spadefoot toad)
Lineage: Eukaryota; Metazoa; Chordata; Amphibia; Anura; Pelobatidae
Gene: ZDHHC24
Product: zinc finger DHHC-type containing 24
Exons: 5
Coding region: 118-948 (276 amino acids)
Molecular function (GO): palmitoyltransferase activity
Source: RefSeq, a predicted model, not a curated record